AUUACAAUUUUAUAAUUAAAAGAAACAAAUUAAAAUUAUUAAGAAAAAUAAAUAAUAAUGCUAAUUCUUUUUGUAUUGAUUCACUUAAUUAAAUGCUAAGUAGAUAACAUUACCUACGUUCAUUUAAUCCCUCAUUCACAUGAUGACUACGGAUGGCUAUAUACAAUUGACGAAUACUAUAGCAAUAGGAUUAUCCAAUUUGGAUAAGAAUAUGGAAAUGUCAGAGAUAUUCUUAAUUCAGUCUACAGCGAAAUCUAAAAAAAUAAUGAAAGAAAAUAUAUACAAGUUGAAAUUGGUUUCUUAGAUAUGUGGUGGAAAAAUUAAAAUGAAGAGGUGCGCAACAAAUAUAAAGAACUGGUUCAAAGUGGAAAAAUCGAAAUUAUAAACGGCGGAUGGACAAUGCAUGACGAGGCUACUACCUACUUUGAAGAUAUCAUUGACCAAAUGACUGUAGGGCAUUAGUGGGUAAAAGAAAAUCUUGGUGUUGUUCCUGAGAUAGGAUGGUAAAUUGACCCGUUUGGGCAUUAAUAAACAAAUGCUGCACUCUUCAGCUAGAUGGGUUUCAAUGCACAAUGGUUUGCAAGAGUAGAUUACUAAGAUUUUGAUUACAGAAAAUAAAACAAAAGACUUGAGAUGGUUUGGCAUCCUAAAGAAUAUGACGAAGAUGCUUACAUCUUUUCAGCUAUUAAUUAUUAACACUAUUCUCCUCCAAGAAAUUUCUUCUUUGAAAGAGGAUAACAAGUAACCUAAAGUAAUGUGCAUUAAAAAGCUAGAGAAUUCGUAAACUAUUUCUAGCAAAUGAGAUAAAGCUUUUAAACUAAUCAUUUAAUACACACUAUGGGAGAAGAUUUUACUUUUAGUCAUUCUGAGGUUUGGUUUGAUAGCAUCGAUCUCUUAAUUGAGUACAUUAAUAAGAGAAGAGACGAAUUUGGGAUGGUCAUCCAAUACUCCACUCCAUCGUAGUACUUGAAGGAAAUUAAUAAGCAAUAGAAAAAAUGGCCUGUUAACAAUCACGAUUUUUAUCCUUAUGCUGAUACUUAAAAUGCUUACUGGACAGGAUAUUUUACUUCUCGUCCUUCAUUAAAAGGAUUGACAAAAGAUAGUGGAAGAUACUUAUAAGCGAUUAGAAAUAUAUUUUCAUUUGAGCAUAUUUCUAGAAGAACUUAACAUUUCGAAAGUUAUUCAGACAAAAUUUAAUAAUCUUUACAAUAUUUUGAAGAGUAAAUGGCCGCAUUAAUGCAUCACGAUGCAGUUUCUGGUACUGGAAAACAGCGUGUUGUAAAUGAUUACAUUUAUAGAAUAAGUAAUGGGUAUUCUAAAAUUAGAGAUUAUUUAAAUCCUUUGCUCAGAGAAUAUACACUAUAAGAUAUUAGUGAAUCUGAUGUUAGCUAUCAGUAAUGCAAUUGGAAUGCUACUGCAUCGCAAUGCAAUAUAACAUUUUCUUAAAUCAAUGCUAAAAAACCUGUUCUAGUUAAUAUUUACAAUCCAUCUGUCACUAGAAUUAUUAAUAUCAGGAUUAGAGUACCUGAUGCAAAUAUCACUGUAAUAAACUAAAAAAAUUAAUUAUUGCAAGCUGACUUAAUUUGUUCUCACCCUCAAAACUAAAAGGACUGCGAUUUGUAUUUUAAAGAUUAAUUUGAAGGUUACUCAUUCCAGUACUAUAAAAUUAUUUUUUAAGAUUCUAAGUAUUAAUAGAAAGUUCAACCUAUGGACAUUAAAAGCUUGUAAGAAUAAGUAGUAAUUGAGUUAUCUAAACUUUCAACGCUAAAAGUUGAUUUAAUAAAACAAUCAUUUUUGUACUAAGUAUGGGAGACAGAAAAGCAAUCAAGCUUCGAAGUUUAAAAGCUUAAAGAAUAUACUUUUUCAUUGCAAUAUAACUUUUAUUAUUCCUCUCAAAACUGGGGUUAAUCUUCUGGUGCUUACAUUUUUAGGCCUGAUAACGAUCAAACUUAUACUUACUCUCAGAUUAAAAAUAUAACAAUUUAUAGGGGACAACUGGUAACUAUAGUUUUAUUAUAAGGAGAACAUACAACCACUUAAUUGAGAUUUUACUUUAAUAACUUUGACAAAAUUGUUGAAGUUGAAACCUUUAUCCAUCCAAUUAAUGUAUCUGAUGGUAAAGGCAAAGAGGUUGUAAUGAUUGUUAAUACAAAUUUGAAGAACAAAAAAACAUUCUACACUGAUUCUAAUGGAUUGAGCUUGUAAAAAAGAAUAUUGAAUUUUAGACCUACAUGGGAUUUGCGAGUUCAUCAAGAAGUCAGUGGAAAUUAUUAUCCUAUUGGAUCUAUGAUUUAAAUCUAAGAUGAAGAUACCAAUUAAUAAAUUUCUGUAGUAAAUGAUAGGUCCUAGGGAGGAACAUCACUAAAAGAAGGCUAAUUAGAAUUAAUGAUUCACAGAAGAACUCUUUAAGAUGAUAAUAGAGGUGUUGGAGAAUCUUUAAAUGAAAUAGAUAUAGAAAGUGGAUAAAAUGGCCUUUCUUAAAAGAUUAGGCACUAUAUUGUAUUUGAAAGCUAAAAUGGAUAGCUUUCAAGAAGAGUUUAAAAUGAACUUGAUGCCUCUCCUUUAAUAUUCUUUGCUGAAUCUGAUAAAGGAUUAUUUAACUUUAAAGUUGAUAAAAAUCUUAAUAAAAUCAUUAAAAAUAGCAACAUUUACCUCAGAGUUUACUUAAAAAUAUAUCAAGGUCACUACACUCUAAGGCUUUAUAAUGUUAAUGAUAACUAAGAGGCUAACUUUGAAAUACCUUCAAAUUUCCAAAUUAUGGAAGAACUUACUCUUACUGCUAACUAAAGUAAGUAAGAUUGGUAUUAAAAAUAAAUGAAGUGGUAAGGAGAAAAUGGAAAAACAUACUAGUAGAAAUAGAAUGACUUCAAAAAAGAAAUUGAAUAAAAAAACAUUAAAUUAAAACCUUUGUAGCUAAGAGUUUUUAAAGUUGAUAUCAAAAAACAAAGAUGA
Molecule: messenger RNA, 2952 nt
Organism: Tetrahymena thermophila SB210
Lineage: Eukaryota; Ciliophora; Oligohymenophorea; Hymenostomatida; Tetrahymenidae
Product: glycoside hydrolase family 38 amine-terminal domain protein
Exons: 9
Biological process (GO): mannose metabolic process
Molecular function (GO): alpha-mannosidase activity; carbohydrate binding
Source: RefSeq, a predicted model, not a curated record